Prunus dulcis (almond) is the source of this 1742-nucleotide messenger RNA. RefSeq lists its product as uncharacterized. Lineage: Eukaryota; Viridiplantae; Streptophyta; Magnoliopsida; Rosales; Rosaceae. Bases 215 to 1531 code for a protein of 438 amino acids. The transcript has 10 exons. The record is from RefSeq and is a predicted model, not a curated record.
CAUCACGAUGAACCAAUGAAGAGGGGCGUUUGGAGGGUGUGGGGCUUCAGGUUGGGCCACAUCACCAUAUUUUCUGAUUAUUUAUGUUGAAAGCUGAAGAAGGAAGAUGAAACCAGCUUACCCAUUCUGAAGAAGAGUGACAGGAGAGUGGAAUUUGCAGAGAAUAUACAAGCUUUCGUUGUUGGGUUACAACAAUUGACGUAAGAAAAAAAGCAUGGCCAGUUGGGUAAGGAGCCCGCAGCCUCAUCCCCAUCUCCAUCCUCAUCAAUCUUUCAACAAGCGGCUUCUAAUUCAACCGCAAAGUCGUACUUUCAGGCUUUCAAAUUCCCAUCGCCAUCUUCGGAGGAGAAUUUACUGUAACUAUGAUGACGAUGCCACUAAGAAACAAUCACAACCGCAAGCUCCACAGCCAAGUGGGAUUAAGCUCUACUCUGAGAUUGAGAGAUUACUUACAGAGACUGUAAGGCAAUCCCAAGGUCGCUGGGCUGGUUCAAGCGACUGGACUCAAGUGGAGGGGGCAUGGGUUCUCAAACCAAAAUCCUCAGAACCCAAGGCCGUUGUACAUUUUAUUGGUGGCAUAUUUGUUGGAGCUGCCCCUCAACUUACCUACCGCAUGUUUCUUGAGCGCCUCUCAGAAAGGGGUAUUUUGGUGAUUGCAACACCAUAUGCUAGUGGAUUUGAUCACUUCUUCAUUGCAGAUGAAGUCCAAUUCAAAUUUGAUCGGUGUUAUCGGUUUCUUAAAGAGACGGUUCAAGAUCUUCCUACUUUCGGCAUUGGCCAUUCUUUGGGAUCUGUCAUCCACCUUCUGAUCGGUUCAAGAUAUGCUGUUCAAAGAAAUGGGAAUGUGUUGAUGGCAUUCAAUAACAAGGAGGCAAGCUCAGCUGUUCCUCUGUUCUCACCUGUUCUUGUUCCAGUGGCUCAAGGCCUCGGACCAAUUUUAUCACAGAUUGCAUCAUCACCAACAGUCCGCUUUGGGGCAGAAAUGACUUUGAAGCAAUUUGAAAACCUCAGCCCUCCCAUCAUGAAGCAAGUUCUUCCUUUAGUUGAGCAGCUCCCUCCCUUGUAUAUGGACUUAGUUAAGGGAAGAGAAGAUUUUGUUCCAAAACCUGAAGAAACUCGGCGACUUAUAAAAUCGUACUAUGGUAUUUCCAGGAAUCUUCUGGUGAAGUUUCAGGAUGAUACAAUUGAUGAGACUUCAAUAUUAGCACAGUUGCUAAGUUCAGAUUCAGCCAUCAGUUCUAUGCUAGACAUGUCAAUUCGCUUAUUGCCUGGAGAUCACGGGCUUCCUUUGCAACAGGCUCUCCCAGACGUGCCUCCAGCAAUGGCAGAUGCAGUAAAUCGUGGAAGUGAAAUUUUGGCCAAUCUCACCGUGGGGACACCAUGGGAGACAGUUGCUAAAGAAGUAGGCAACUCAUUAGGCGUGGAUUCAAAGAUCCUUCGUGCAGAAAUAUCUAAAGACAUAGGCCUGCUUGUGGAUGUGGUUGUAUCUUGGAUAGCUUCCAACACAGGUCCAAAGCUUUUGAAGCCGUGAAGAGUUGGACAAACAAUAGCAUACACAUGAGAGACAGCAAUUGUUAUCUCACUUAGACAAGGAUAUGAUAUUUAACAGGACAAUGAAAGGAAUUGAUUUGGAAACAAAGUCUUGUUCAUAUUCAGUUUUAUCUUCAUUUCAUGUAAUUUCAGAGACGCCCAAUUAUAGAAGUAAUCAAACAUGUUUUUACACACCAAAGCCUUUGUUUAAA